Molecule: messenger RNA, 1626 nt
Organism: Cucumis melo (muskmelon)
Lineage: Eukaryota; Viridiplantae; Streptophyta; Magnoliopsida; Cucurbitales; Cucurbitaceae
Exons: 2
Coding region: 376-1473 (365 amino acids)
Biological process (GO): chloroplast organization; regulation of DNA-templated transcription
Cellular component (GO): chloroplast
Molecular function (GO): double-stranded DNA binding
Source: RefSeq, a predicted model, not a curated record
GUUAGUAGAUUAGAAAACAAAAAGAAAAAGGUUGGAAUUAGUUUCCCUUCUUUUUUGCUUCUGAUUUAUGACUGUCUCCUAUUGUCGCCGCCAGCCUCAUUACCUCAUCGGGUCUUUCUUCUCUCGUUGUUUCCCUCUCCUCUCUUCCCUUACCAUAAACCUAUUUUCGACCAAAAACCCUAACCCCCUUCCUUCCUUCUUUGUUCUCUCUCGGUCUCCCGCUCCGUCGAUCGCCGAUGCUCCGCCGCCGACCAUUUUUCUUUUCUGUUCUCUCAUAGCUUCUUCCUCCUCUGUGGCAUUUCUAGUUUCUCCCAUUCUUCUUCUCCAGAAAGAACCAACAGGUCACUCUUCCUUCUCCUCCCAGUUCUUACAGCCAUGUCUAACGUGUUUCGCAGAAUCCUUCUACUUAGAUCUCCAUCGCCAGUCUUUCCUCAAGGAUUUUCCCAAAGUCCGUUGAAAUCUCUCAGGUACUUAUCGACUUCUUCUGAGAUUGUAUCAUCUCCGGAAUCUGCUCCGUUGGCUUCUAAUGCUGUUCAGCUCAAGAAUAAACGGAAGGCUGUAAUUGCGUUACUUGCGGAUCAUGGAUUCUCUGAAUCACAAAUCUCUAGCAUUGACAAGAGGUAUCCUCAAAUUCUUUCUGCGAACCCCGAGAAAAUCCUAUUGCCCAAACUGUUGUUUUUUCAGUCUAAAGGUCUUUCUUCCCCAGAGAUUGCCAAAUUAGUAUGUUCAUUUCCUCGUGUCUUAGCAGGAAGUUUAGACAAUCGAAUUAUUCCAGCCUUUGAUUACAUUCAAGCCGUGCUUGGAAGUGAGGAGAAGACUCUCGCUUUCAUAAAAUACUUUGGGAGUAUUCUCACUCAUGAUCUUCGAAUUUCAGUUGGUCCCAAUAUUGAAAUUCUGAAACAAAUUGGAGUGCCGGAUUCAAAUAUUUUAAAAUAUUUUCAGUACCAGCCUAGAGUGUUCUCGAGAAAUUCCAUCCGAUUCAAGGAGACUGUAGAGAGAGUUACGGAAAUGGGAUUCAACCCUCAACGGUUGCAGUUUCUUGUUGCUGUUUUUGCUCUGCGAGCAAUGACCAAAUCUACAUGGGAUAAGAAGGUUGAAGUUUAUAGGAAAUGGGGAUUGUCUGAAGAAGAGAUCUGUUUGGCUUUUAAAAGGCAUCCAUGGUGUAUGAUGGUUUCUGAGGAUAAGAUUAAUGGUGCAAUGGAUUUUUUUGUCAACAAAAUUGGAUGCGAAUCAUCUUUCGUUGCUAGAAGACCAGCUUUAAUUUCACUUAGUUUGAAGAAGAGGCUUAAUCCUAGAGGCUACGUUUAUCAAGUUUUGCUGGAAAAGGGUUUGAUUAAGAAGCAAACGAAUAUUCCUUUGUUCGUAAGUUCUUCUGAAAACCGUUUCAUAGACAAAUUCAUCAACCCUCAUAAGGAGAAGAUUCCUGGAUUGUUAGAGUCGUAUGAACAGAAAUUAAUGGAUUCUAGAAGAUAAACAGGUUCCAUUUCCUUGAAACUUAACUGUUUUGUUAGUUGAUAUGUGUAGUGACAACUAAAAUUUAUAUAUGUUCAAGAGUAUGUGUUUCUACGUUAUCACUUUUUUGGAUAUUGUCCAUUUGCUCAACAUUGUUGGAGUUAUAUUAUUUCA